GUUAGUAUCUGUAAUAUCACUCGAAGAGUUAAGAUAUCGUAAAAUAUUCGCAAUUUGAUUUCAAACAUGUAUAGUCGACUCUUGUUAAAAGUGAAUAGACAUUUUCAAUCAAAUUAUAAAGUGUUGAGCGCAAGAAAUUUGAGUGUCAGUAAUGUACUUAGAAUUGAUGAGAAUUUAUUCCCUAAAAGAGAUGAGUUUACAAGUCGACACAUUGGUCCUAGGGACAUAGAUAUAAUAACUAUGUUAGAUAGCUUAGGAUUUAAAAGUUUAGAUGAAUUAACCAACAAAGCCGUUCCAAAGAAAAUAAGAUUAGAUAAACCUCUUGAUAUUGAGGAACCUUUAGGGGAAUACGAGUUGAUCAAGAAAAUAACAAAUAUCGCUGAGAAAAAUCAAAUAUGGAGGUCCUAUAUAGGUAUGGGAUACCACAAUUGCUGCGUGCCUCACGCAUUGAUGAGAAAUAUCUUCGAAAAUCCAGGAUGGACCACAUCUUAUACACCAUAUCAACCAGAGAUUGCCCAAGGUCGACUGGAAAGUUUUCUGAACUAUCAGACCAUGGUUUCUGAAUUGACAGGAUUGGACGUCUCCAAUGCUUCCCUACUCGAUGAAGGAACAGCUGCAGCUGAAGCACUGUCUUUAUGCUACAGACACAACAAGAGGAAGAAGAUGCUCCUCUCUGACAAAUUACAUCCUCAAACAAUAUCUGUCGUGGAAACAAGAUCGAAAUCUUUAGGAUUAGAAAUCGAGGUUGGCAAUGUAUUCAAUUUUGAUUUUAGCAAUCACGAAAUUGCUGGUGUUUUGUUUCAAUAUCCUGACACUGAAGGAAAUGUGAUGGAUUUCUCCAAAGUUGUCGAGGAUGCCCAUGCCAACGGAACCCUGGUUUGUUGCGCUACUGAUCUUCUAAGUCUAACUCUCCUACACCCACCAAGUGAUUUUGGAGUAGACAUUGCAAUAGGAACCUCUCAAAGGCUUGGAGUUCCCCUAGGUUACGGUGGACCUCAUGCUGGAUUCUUUGCUUGUAAUCAAUCUUUGGUUAGAUUGAUGCCAGGAAGAAUGGUUGGUGUAACAAGGGAUGCUGCUGGUCGAGAUGGAUACCGAUUGGCUUUACAAACGAGAGAACAGCAUAUAAGAAGAGAUAAAGCUACUAGCAAUAUCUGUACCGCUCAAGCCUUACUUGCUACAAUGUCAGCAAUGUUUGCUGUCUAUCAUGGACCACAAGGUUUGAAAGAUAUAGCUAGUAGAGUGCAUAAUUUGUCUUUGGUGCUUAAUUAUGGACUACAAGAAGAUGGAAAUCAACAAGCCAAUAAAUUGUUUUUUGACACCCUUAGGAUUCAUCCAAGGAUAGGUGUGGAAGAGGUUAAAAAACGUGCAAAUGAGAAAAAAAUCAAUUUACGUUACUAUGACGAUCAAGGAGCUGUGGGAGUAUCUUUAGAUGAAACAGUUACUGUAGAAGAUGUUAAUGAUCUUUUUUAUGUAUUUGGUAGUAAUCACACAGUAGAGGAAUUAACCCAAAGCGCUUUGAGACCUCGUGUGAAGGAAGCCUCCAUCAGUAACAGCCCUUUCAAGAGAACAUCACCCUUCUUAACUCACCCAGUUUUCAAUUCGCACCAUUCAGAAAACAGAAUUGUUCGUUAUAUGAAGAUAUUAGAAAAUAAGGAUGUUUCACUAGUUCAUUCCAUGAUACCUUUAGGAUCUUGCACGAUGAAACUGAAUGCAACCACAGAAAUGAUGCCAUGUUCUUUCAAGCAUUUCACUGACAUGCAUCCAUUUGUUCCUGCUGAGCAGGCUCUUGGUUACAAGCAGCUUUUUGAAGAGUUGGAAAGGGACUUAUGUGCAAUUACUGGCUUUGAUAACAUCAGUUUUCAACCAAAUAGUGGUGCACAAGGAGAAUAUGCAGGUUUGAGAGCCAUUCAAUGCUAUCAGGAAGCGAUAGGAGACGGUCAAAAAAAUAUAUGUUUGAUACCCGUGAGUGCCCAUGGUACGAAUCCUGCAAGUGCCCAAAUGGCAGGUAUGAAGGUUGAAGCUGUUAAGGUGAAACAAGAUGGUUCAAUCGACAUGGAUGAUUUGAAGAGCAAAGCUGCAAAAUUCAGUGGCAGACUAUCAUGUUUGAUGAUAACUUACCCUUCCACCUUUGGCGUGUAUGAAGAAACUAUAGCUGAUGUCUGUGAUAUAAUACAUAAGAAUGGUGGUCAAGUCUAUAUGGAUGGAGCUAAUAUGAACGCUCAGGUUGGACUGUGUAGACCAGGUGAUUAUGGUUGUGACGUAUCUCAUCUGAAUCUGCACAAGACUUUCUGUAUUCCUCAUGGUGGUGGGGGACCUGGUAUGGGUCCUAUUGGAGUAAAAUCCCACUUAGCGCCAUAUCUACCAGGACAUCCUGUUGUAAAUCCCUUGGGUGAGAAUGGUACCACCAAUGGUGGAGCUGUGAGUGCUGGUCCAUUCGGCUCUGCAGCCAUUCUUCCAAUCUCAUGGGCAUACAUCAGGAUGAUGGGUGCUAGAGGCUUGAGAAAAGCUACCCAGGUCGCCAUUCUUAACGCCAACUAUAUGUCUAAAGUUCUGGAGCCAUACUACAUAACACUAUUCAAGAGCCCCACCACCAAUUUGUGCGCUCACGAAUUCAUUUUAGAUGUGAGAGAAUUCAAGAAGACUGCCCAUAUCGAGGCACAUGAUAUCGCUAAGAGGCUGAUGGACUAUGGUUUUCACGCCCCAACUAUGUCCUGGCCAGUUACUGGAACCCUGAUGAUUGAACCUACAGAAUCUGAAGAUAAACAAGAACUUGACCGAUUCUGUGACGCUAUGAUCAGUAUAAGACAAGAAAUAAAAGAUAUAGAAGAGGGUAGGAUGGACAUUAGAGUUAAUCCGUUAAAAAUGGCUCCUCAUACACAAGAACAAGUGACGAGUUCAACUUGGGAAAGACCCUACUCUCGAGAACAAGCAGCUUUUCCUGCACCUUUCGUUAAACCAGAAGUUAAGGUGUGGCCUACUGUAGCAAGAAUAGACGAUAUCUAUGGUGAUAAACAUUUGGUUUGUACAUGCCCACCUAUCCUAGAUGAAUAUAAUUAUUAAGUAAGCAAAUGUGUGUUCACUAAGAAACAUUUUGUUCAAUUGAAAUCAUUAUCUACUUUUCACAAUUUCUAAGGUCAUAAAAAAUGAUACAAACCAUUGUAAUUAACAUAAGGAAGUUGAGGUUAAGUUAGGUUAAGAUUAUUGUAAGUGGAAUUAUAGAAUUUUUGGACAAUCCUAGAAAAACGAUUGAAAAAGAAAACUAUUUAUUGAAUUAUUUUCAACAACUUUUCAUGGAAAUAUAUAAUUCGCUAACAUUGUUUUUAUCGAGAACAGAUGUGGCACAGCGCAUACUUAUGGAAAAUACUUAACUUAUCUAGUAAUCACAAAAUUUAUGCUUUACAUCAUUUGACGAAUCUAAUUGUCAUUCAACAUAUAUAAAUGGUUGUGAAUCGAUGAAUGAAAUAAAUAUGUGAAAAAGAAAUUGAAUAGAGAAAAAAGAGAAGAAAAGUUUAAUGUGAUGAUGAUUGAAUUAUUUAUGAGUGAUUUCAAUUUUACUUCGUGGAAUCGCCGAAAUGAAUGAUGUAGAUUUUUUAAAAACUUAUAUAUUCAUUUGUUUUUGCUUCCAUCUGCCCUAUCGAAAACACUGGAAUACAAAAUUGACUUGAUUAUGAAUGGAAUUAGUUUGAAUUUUUUUGUCGCUUAGGAUUUCAUUCUAAAAAUAUUCUAUUAUGCGAACAAUCAGGUUAUUAAUGAUAUUCUGUUUGAGAAGCGGAAUUUUCGCUGAUUAUAUUCAUUCAGUAACAAAACAGUUUCAAAUUUUUUCACCCACAUACAUUUCUGUAAAUAUAUUUGAUUAAAAGUU
This is a messenger RNA of Harmonia axyridis, 3862 nucleotides long. Its product is annotated as glycine dehydrogenase (decarboxylating), mitochondrial. Gene Ontology annotation, biological process: glycine decarboxylation via glycine cleavage system. Gene Ontology annotation, molecular function: glycine binding; glycine dehydrogenase (decarboxylating) activity; pyridoxal phosphate binding. The record is from RefSeq and is a predicted model, not a curated record. Lineage: Eukaryota; Metazoa; Arthropoda; Insecta; Coleoptera; Coccinellidae. Bases 67 to 3060 code for a protein of 997 amino acids. The transcript has 11 exons. Gene Ontology annotation, cellular component: mitochondrion; glycine cleavage complex.